Molecule: messenger RNA, 111 nt
Organism: Soboliphyme baturini
Lineage: Eukaryota; Metazoa; Nematoda; Enoplea; Dioctophymatida; Soboliphymatidae
Source: the annotation of a GenBank genome assembly
AUGGCCACCUUACCAGAAGCGUUCGCCUGCCUGCUACUAAUCGUCGUGGUGGCGAACGGCUUGCCCUCCGGUUCGAAAAAGUAUUACUCCCAUGGUAGGAAAGCGCUGUCC